AUGGAUGAAACAACGUAUGACGAUUUCAAUACACAUUUGCAUAGUAAUAUAAACGAUUAUAUUAAUUAUGAAAGUGAUAGUAGAGAGAAAGAAAAUGAUGCUAAUAAUGAUAGCGAGAAUUCUCAAAAGGAGGAAGAUAUAAAUGAUAAUGAUAAUGUAAAUAAUAUUAAUAAUAAUAUUGAGAAUAAUAUUAAUAAUAAUAAUAAUAAUAAUAUUAGUAAAAAUAAAAAAAAUAAAAAAAAAAAUGAUGAUGAUGAUAAUUAUAAAAAGUUAAAAAAUGAUGAUGAUAUAAAACUUGCAGUAAAGAUUGCUAUACAAGUUUUAUUAAAUAAUCAACCUUUUCCUAUUAAAAGAGACGAUCUUUUUUAUACUAUAUCUAUUUAUGUACCUAGUUGUAAUACUAGCAUAAAAAGAAAAGUUAUAUUAAGACUUUUAAAAAAACAACUUAAUAAUGUAUUAGCAUUAAAUUUAUUAACUUUAAGUAGUAAAACGAAAACAGAAUAUUCACUUUCACAAAAUAUUUUUUAUAAACAACAUAAUGAUUUAUUAUUAUCAAAUAUGGAUCAUACUAUUAGAGGUUUUUUAAUUUUCCUUAUUCCUUUUUUUAAUGUAUUUCAUAAUAAACUCCCACUUAAUUAUUUACUUUAUCAAUUAAAUAUGGCUGGUCAUAAUACAUUAAAAACAAAAGAAGAUAUUAUUAAAAUUAUAACUACUCCUACACUUCAUUCGAAUAUUGUAUAUACUAACAUUUCAAAUAAUGAUAUAAAUGAUCCAAUAGAUCUUAUCAUCUAUGCAAAAAAAUUAUCUUAUAUAGAAUUUAAUAAUGAACAGUAUGAUGAAAAUUCGCUAGACGGAUUCUAUAUUAUACCCACACUGAGGUUCCAAUAUGAAAUUAAUAUGAAAGCAUAUAUUAAUCAACUUAUGAAUAUGCCUCACAAAAAAUUUCAAUUAAAAGAUAUGUAUGUUUUAUUUGAUGAGAAAUAUUUUGUAGAUAUAAAUUUUGAUAACCUAUAA
This is a messenger RNA of Plasmodium gaboni, 1014 nucleotides long. RefSeq lists its product as hypothetical. NCBI's taxonomy places the organism in Eukaryota, Apicomplexa, Aconoidasida, Haemosporida, Plasmodiidae. The record is from RefSeq and is a predicted model, not a curated record. Bases 1 to 1014 code for a protein of 337 amino acids. The transcript has a single exon.